GUCGCGGCGCGCGGCCUGCGUGCGAGGGCGCGCCAAGAGCUGUCCCCACUUCAAACAGGACAAGAGCCAGGAGGCGUACAGCACCUAUUCGGCAGACUACGGUUUCUUCGGUGUCCCCGGGGAGGCGCCUUUCGAGGCAGUGGCGGGCAAGGACCUGCCUGCGCUGCUCGGGUGCGAUCGCGAGGCGAAGUGCCCGUUUGCACACCCGGUUCCGCACAAGGGGCUGGAGAAGAAGGGCGGCGUCGUGAUCUUGCACCCGGCGAAGGUCACGGCAUCGGACUUGGACCGGCUCGCGUGCAAGAAGGUGAACGUCAAGAGCGACCAGGAGAGCUCGGUCGCCGCGGUGGCCCAGAAGCUCAAGGAGUUCUGGGCUGGCGAGAUCGUUAUCGAGAAGGCCGCGAAGGGCGAGAAGGCGUCCAACGGGGAGGAGCACGUGGAAAUCCACGCGCGGAUCAAACUGGACCCGAAGAGUCCGGUGAUCGCGUGGCUCAUCGAGCACGCGCCGAACUUGCAGUACAUCUACAGCCGCGCUGAGGACGGCAUGACACCGUUCCAGCGAGUGAAAGGCAAGGUGCGGCAGGUGCCAUUGCAGCCCUUCGACGAGAGCGUGGAGUUCAAGGAGCGCACGCGACUGCUCCUCGGCGCGACGGUGGAGAGCACGGAGAAGAUCGUGGACACGGACCACGGGGUCUUCGUUGUGCAGUCGGUGCGGCGGCUACCCGAGGAUCAGCGUUUCGACGGCGAGGCGCUGUCGAAUCUGAGAGGUUUACCUUGGAAGCCAAUGCCGGACGGCCACGACGACCAGGAGGCGUUGGAGCUCCCAGGUGCUGCUGAACUUCUGCCAGUCAGCCCAGAGGUGCCGAAGUUGCCUACCGAGGCGGCUGAGCAGGCCAAGAGCAAGCGAAGGUACUACAUAACCUCUGCGGGCCUGGAGAACUACGGGCGCGCGGAAGGAUGUCACGCUUGCUUCGUGGGCGUAAUGAAGAUGCCUCGGCAGGGUUUGCCGCGCGCGCCCGAGCGCCGCCGGAGGUGGAAAGUGAAGGAGGCCAUGCAGGAAGACACGAUCGCCACGAUGGCGCGCCUCAUCGACCACGGCGGGGAGGGCGACGAGAUCGAGAACGCGAUUGGCGCGCUGGUCGAGUCGCAGCGUGAGAGGGUGCUCACGGCAGUUCGCGACUCGGGCGACGAGUGCCCGGUUCCGGUCGAGCAGCCAUUCGAGCAGGGCGACGACGGCUUCGUCGGCCCCGCGGAUCUGGCGCACAGAGAUGACCUGUCGGGCAAGGAGAUGGAUUUCAUUGACAGCAUCGGCCUCUGGGAGGUGGUUCCGCGGCCAGCGGGCCACAAGGUGGGUGGCGCGAGGUGGGUCGACGUCAACAAGGACGACGAGGUCGACUUCCCGGUGCGCAGCAGACUGUUGGCGAAGGAGAUUCGGCAAAAGGGUUCGGUAGAGCAGUGCUUCGCUGCGAUGCCGCCGAUGGCGUCUCUCGAGAUGCCCCUGUCCAUUGCGGCGGCGGCUGCGCUCCCCCGCAAAAAAGUGGUGCACGCCAAGAAGGGGAAGUGCGCGCUGCAGUUCCUAGACGUCAUGAAGGCGCACUUAUGGGCCAUGGCCGAGAGGAGCUUGUUCUUGGAGCUGCCAGAGGACUACCAGCAGGUGCGCGGCAUCACCGGCGACAUGGUUGGCCGACUGCUUCGUUCCACGCACGGCAUUCGCGACGCCGCUGCCCUAUGGGAGAAGCUGGUGGCUUCCAAAAUGAAGUCGCUGGGAUUCCGCAAGGGGAAAUCGCCCCUGCGCAUCUUCUGGCAUCCUGCGCGCGACACGCGCGCCGCUCUCCAUGGGGGCAACUUCGUGAGUCUUGGGGCCGGGGCGGGCGUCGAUUGGCUCUACAUGGAGCUCAGCAAGGAGUGGGCCGUCGAGGCCAUCGAUAGACUCAAGGUUGGUAUUCGCAAGAAGGGGGCUGAGCAGAUGUUGGCCGAUCUCCUAACGAAGUUCCUUGCUUGGGAGAAGACCGAACGAUUCACGUCCGGACUCGGCUUCAAGCCCAG
Messenger RNA from Prorocentrum cordatum, 2043 nucleotides. Lineage: Eukaryota; Dinophyceae; Prorocentrales; Prorocentraceae. The record is from the annotation of a GenBank genome assembly.